Hyla sarda is the source of this 2036-nucleotide messenger RNA. RefSeq names its product transcription factor HES-7.1-like. Bases 90 to 650 code for a protein of 186 amino acids. Gene Ontology annotation, biological process: regulation of neurogenesis; anterior/posterior pattern specification; regulation of transcription by RNA polymerase II. Gene Ontology annotation, cellular component: nucleus. The record is from RefSeq and is a predicted model, not a curated record. Gene Ontology annotation, molecular function: RNA polymerase II cis-regulatory region sequence-specific DNA binding; DNA-binding transcription factor activity, RNA polymerase II-specific; protein dimerization activity. The transcript has 3 exons. NCBI's taxonomy places the organism in Eukaryota, Metazoa, Chordata, Amphibia, Anura, Hylidae.
CAUAUAAAUAGGCUGUGUGAGGGUCGACUAGGGAAAAUCUCAAUGUUUCUGUCAGACAAGGACACCUUGUACUCGGUCGGGUCUGGACCAUGAGAGGCGACAUGGAAGCCACCAAGUCCCCACCGGAGGCUCGAAGAAAGCUCCUGAAACCACAAGUAGAACGACGAAGACGAGAGAGAAUCAACAGCUGCCUGGAGAAAAUGAGACUUCUCUUAUCUGAGGCCAUGAAAGACGAGCAGAAGCUCAAGAAUCCAAAGAUGGAGAAAGCAGAGAUCCUGGAGUACACGGUCGAAUAUCUUCAGUCUAAAAUCUGGUCCACAGAGAGGUUCCAUGAAGACCUCCAAUCUGUUGAUUACCGAUCCGGCUUCCAACAAUGUCUUCGGACCACCGUGAAUUUCAUCACCCGGAAUCGGCAGUUGUCUUCUUCAAGCAAGGACUUCUUGUGCCAAAACUUGUCUUCUACAAGAAUGUCUUCUAGAGUUGACCAACGUUCUCUCCGCUUCCGUAGGUCAUUGCAUCCCACGUCUACAGAAAAUCCAAAACGGCUUGACCACCAUAAUCGCAACCCCGUUGUAAAUAAUGCUGAUGUUGAUAUCCAAAGUGACUGGCAUCCUGACCAAACGUGCAAGUCCUGGAGACCAUGGCUGUAGGCGGUUGUACUGAGAUACCACAGCUAUGAAGGAUACAAAGUUGCACUUGGACCCUGGGCCCUUGGGCCCAAGGUGGCUCAACGGCCACUAGACCAUUUAUAAAGACACCGGUAUUAUAAAUAAGGUUAUGCUUUAGGCAGGGGUCAAGUCCUAGGAAAAAAGUAAAAAAAAAGUAUGGGAACUCACCCAAGAUUCCCACUCAAGGGCUGGUCCUGCAGGACUCCUGCUAAUGGGAAUGGUGUUCCUGCUAUGGAAAAAGUUCAGAAUCUAAGUUUCCAUGCGUUCAUGCAGAACUUGAGCCCUAGGCUUAGGGUUCAGAACCCUUAAGUUAAGAUUCAUGUAGACACGAACAAUAGUUCUUUAUAUCUUGUAUUUUGUAUUACAAAAUUUUGGGCCUACAACGUCUUGGUGGCCAAUUAGACGUAAGAGGUUGGUGUAAAUCAGAGUGGGAGUGGGCAAAGGGGACACGUUGCCCACAUUUAUUUUGCUACACGUAGAACAUUUAACAGAGAGGCAAAGUGUUUACUUGUCCAAGACCCUCUUUUCCUAGGGGUCACUUUAUGAUGGGAACUUCAUGAACUUACUAUUGACCCCUUAAGUGCCUUAGUCCACAAGUAAUGUAAAAAUAACCAUUACACUGUGUGAUUUAACUAUUAUUCUUUCUCUAUAUUGAAUUCACAAGAAAAUCUUUGUUAAAUGAUGAGCAGGUGGGCCCUACCCAGGGUCCAGUUUUUCAAUAAAACAGGCCAUUUUGCUAUAAUCUAUGAUCACAUUGGGUAAGGUCAUAUCACAAUCCAGCCUUGGUUCCCACUGGAUAAAUAUUUAGGAAAAUACAUUGCCCCUUAACAGGCACUUAAAAUGACCCUUUUUACCCAUUGAAUUAACCAGAAGAAGCUGGGUCCUGACCCUGAAGCUACAACAUCGGGGCAUUGAUAGCCUCGAUAUCAGGGGUUAAGAGAGCCCUUCCCCGUAUAUAAAGUUAGCAGGCAAUAGUGAUAAUAGCAACCAUAAGGCAUGAAUCGAAGGGUACUUGGAGUACGAUAUAGUAUAUAACAGUGUUUCCCCUGAUGUGUUUCGGUUGUGCCUUAAAGAGGUAUUCUGCUUGUAUAUUGCUUGGGGGAAUAAAAGCUGUACUUACCUACUCCUCAUCCCCGGCAGCUCCCAUUUGUCUCCUUCUAGUCCCCCGAUGCUCCUGUCUCCUUUCUGCUUCCUAGACAAGAGCUCAGCCAAUCACUGGCCAAGACAGGAUACUGCUGCGGUCAGUGAUUGGCUGAGCAGGCAGGUCCUGCUCUGUGAUCUCAUGUCACAAGCAGAAGAAGACAGGAGCAUAGGGGGACCAGAAGGAGUGGAACAGGAACUGCGGGGGACCUGGGGUAGCAUAGGUUU